This is a messenger RNA of Eublepharis macularius, 2808 nucleotides long. It is a transcript of the gene KLHDC8B, whose product is annotated as kelch domain containing 8B. Gene Ontology annotation, molecular function: protein binding. Bases 696 to 1760 code for a protein of 354 amino acids. The record is from RefSeq and is a predicted model, not a curated record. NCBI's taxonomy places the organism in Eukaryota, Metazoa, Chordata, Lepidosauria, Squamata, Eublepharidae. The transcript has 8 exons.
GGCGGAGCCGAGCGGGCAGCGUUUCCUGAGCGCCACCGUGGCUCGGGGCAGUGGAGAGAUAACAUCAUUUCACAACAUGCAGCAAUUUUUGUUGGAGGCAUCUAAUCUCCUCGGCUGUGCGUCAAUUCCAGCUUGAAUGCAUUCAUUAUCCAGAUUCUACUUAGAACAACUGUGGCUCAGUGGCAGAACAUCUUCUUGGCAUGCAGAAAGUCCCAGGUUCAAUCCCCAGCAUUCCAGACUACAGCAGGACCUGUCAUCGGUACAAAGACUUGAGAAGCACAAAUUGUGGAAGAGGGCUUUUUGAGAGAGCCUUGCUGCCUAAAACUGCUUGGUGCUUGAACCCAGCAUCUGAGGCCUGGCCUGAGUGUCCAGGGAGACCUUCAAGACGUCCCUAGUCAUUCUGGGCAGGAAUGGUUUCCCUCCUGUUGAAACCAGCAUCCCUCAGGCAUCUUGGCAGUACUCACUCGCUCCCACAGCGCACCCUGGACUCUUCCUGCAGUUUUAUCGGCUCCCUAUUCUACCCAUGCCUUGUCGAUGUGGAGUUUCAGCGGCAGAGGAAGUAGGGUCUCCUACUUCUCUCAGGCCCGUCCCUACAGAUCCUUGGAGGGCUGUGUGGAAGACCCACAGUGAGACACCAAAUCAGUGCAGGGACUUUUGCCAUGUCUGCCUCCUGAGAUGCCAGGCCGUGGGGUAAAAUGGAAGCUGCCAAUGCCAAAUCCUUCUUCUGGGAGGCUUUCCCCCCACUGCCCACUUGUCGCGUGUACUGCAGUCCAACCUAUCAGGAUGGGCACCUCUUUGUGGUGGGGGGCUGCAGCCAGCAGGCUCUUCCCCUGGACAGUGUGGAAAUGCUGGAUGUCGUUUCCCGGAAGUGGCUGGCAUUGCCUCCUAUGCCUACCCCUCGGGCAGGAGCUGCGGCAACGAUGCUGGGCAAACAGCUGCUGGUGAUUGGAGGGGUGGACUCCAUGCAGAGCCCCCUGGCAUCAGUUGAAGUCUACAACAUGGAUGAAGGCAAGUGGGAGAAGAAAGCGGACCUUGCACAGGCUUCUAUGGGCAUCUCUGCUGUUGAGAAAGAUGGUGCUCUUUACGCCUUAGGUGGGAUGGGCGCAGACACGUCUCCUCAAGCAUUGGUGAGGCUGUAUGAGCCAACAAAGGAUCUUUGGCUACCCCUGCCCUCUAUGCCCACACCCUGCUAUGGAGCCUCCACUUUCUUGCAUGGAAACAAGAUCUAUGUGAUGGGAGGAAGGCAAGGGAAGCUGCCCGUCACGGCCUUGGAAGCCUUUGAUCUGGAAGUGAGGAGCUGGACACGCUACCCCAGCGUGCCCAGCCGGCGUGCCUUUGCCAGCUGUGCCAUGGUUGAUGGCUGUUUCUUCAGCCUCGGAGGACUGCAGCAGCCCGGCCCCCAUAACUUCUAUUCCCGGCCCCACUUUGUCAACACUGUGGAAAUGUUUGACUUGGAGCAGGGGUCCUGGAGUCGGCUGAGCCGGGCCACCCGCAUGAGGGACAAGAGGGCUGACUUUGUGGCUGGCUCCCUGGGUGGGCGUGUGGUGGCAGCUGGCGGCCUUGGGAACCAGUCAAGUCCUCUGGGCUCCGUGGAAGGGUUUAACUUGGCAAAGAAGAAAUGGGAACCACUGCCCUCCAUGCCUACUGGCCGCUGUUCCUGCUCUCAUUUGCAAGCUGCCAACCUGCUGUUUGUGAUUGGAGGGGUGGCUCAGGGCCCCAGCAGCGCAGUGGAGGCUCUGUGCCUCCGGGAUGGGGUCUGAGUGACACUACCUGGUGGAAGGGCUCCCGUCGACAGAAGCCAAGAGGACUGAAGUGCCUGACGACAGUGACAGGAUGUCCAUCCGAAGGAGCGGGGAGAAGAGCACGUGCCUCGUCGAGGAUGUGGCAACCCCGCAACAGUGACCUUUUCCUUUCACUGUUUUCCAAAUAACUGAUUUCAUCUUUUGAAAAGCAUAGAGCAGCUCAGAGACUGGCGCAGUCUGUUCUGCUGGCAGGGCAGGGGUCAGACUGCAAAUAGCUGUUCUUGCCCGCUGGAGCAAGGUGAACUCAACAGAGCUGACUCGUAAGUUGGCACCAGCAGAUGACCUUGCUGCCCAGCCAUGGUUUCUUCGCUGUACAUGACCGCUUGACUCCCAAAUAGGGCCAAGUGGAUGUGUUGAGAAUACGGGCAGAGCUGUGCUCUCAGGUUAGAAGUGGCAGUGUAAUUUCAUCACCCAGCUCACAAUUCAACUCCUGUCUCUUCAUUAUCUCCUUUUCAAUUGAAUUCUAGAUUGUACGCUCUUCAGGGCAUGAUCUCUUCUCCCCCCCCUCCCCCUAUUCUGUAAAGUGCCAUUUACAUUGAUGGUGCUAUAUUCACAUCAACUAACAUUAAAUGCACCAUUAUAAAGAUGCCAGCACAGGGUUAAGUGACAACCUGACAAGUUGGAGUUGAGCAUGGGAGAUGGUAAACACAUGACCCUGUACGACCCUCUGCCCAUGUUCUCACCAUGCCCAUUAGGCUAUGUGAAUUGGUCCUUGGGUACAAAAGGGCAGUGGGAUUUCCUCAGCUGGCCCUGGGGAAGUGUGUGACCAGAAGAGUCAUUCAAACAGAGCAGGUACUCCAGUGUUACUGCUUUCAGCUGUCCUUACUAGCAUUUUUAUGUUUGUCUCUUAUGCUGCACAGUUGAGUUGACUCUAGGAAGGCUGGGUGUAGCCAUGGCGCCUUGUGGUGUUUUUCCUAACCUGGUCUGUGUCUCAUGUAGCACGUAAGGUGCCCUCUAGCUCAGUGCCUAGGAGGUGAUGUAGCACCUCGUCUCAAUAAAACUGGUG